AUGGUAAAUUUCAUUGGAUAUAUCUUUUUUAAAUUGUAUGAAAAAAAAAAAAUUUCAUUAUUGAAAUUCUAUUUUAGAAACAAAAAAAAUAUUUUUAAUGGCUUUCAUAAGUUUUUUUUUAUAUCUCUAAAUUCCUAUUUUAUAAAGAAACUACUAUUCUCAAAAAAUAUCAACAUUUUUCAUUUAGAAGAAAAACGAAGUACUUAUUUAGAAAAAAAAUAUAGGUCUGAUACCCCUUAUUUAAAAACAGAAAGUGGAAUACUAUAUAAAGAUAUAAUUGAUGGAGAAGAUAUUACUGUUGAAAAAGGAGAUAUUGUUUAUAUUCAUUAUCAAGGAAAAACAACAAAUGACUUUAGAAUAAUUGAAUCAACAUUUAAAAGCAUAUUUCCAGUUAAAAUAACAGCUGGAUUCUAUGAUCAAAAACAUAUAAGAGCUAUUUAUGAAAUUGUUAUUGGUAUGAAAAAAAAUACAAGAAGACAAUGUAUUAUUCCACCUCAUUUAGCAUAUCCUUAUCAUUUUCCUAACCAACCACUCAUUUACGAGAUAGAUGUAGUGAAAAUAAUAAAAAAAAAUUCACAAAAAGAAACAUUUCUUCAAAAAAUGAAAAUGAAAAUUGAAAACAUCAAAAUUGCUAUAUCUGAAUAUUUUUAA
Molecule: messenger RNA, 651 nt
Organism: Plasmodium gallinaceum
Lineage: Eukaryota; Apicomplexa; Aconoidasida; Haemosporida; Plasmodiidae
Product: peptidyl-prolyl cis-trans isomerase, putative
Exons: 3
Coding region: 1-651 (216 amino acids)
Molecular function (GO): peptidyl-prolyl cis-trans isomerase activity
Source: RefSeq, a predicted model, not a curated record